GAAAGAUAACAUCCAAGCUUCUCUCUCCUCGCUCCUCUGCUCCUUAAGUUUCUAGUCACUUCAGCCUCAAGUCUCACUCCACCAGCAUCACCAUGAAGCUCGCGGCUCUAAGUCUUCUGGCAGUCCUCUUUGUAGGUGCUUCACUGGCACAGGACCUCGACGAGGACUGCAACAGCGAAGGCGGCUGUGUGGAGAGAGCUGAAGACAUCGAGAGUCAACUCUCGCCGGCCGAGGGAGAGGGCGAGGCCAUGGAUGUCGAGGACCCCCUCAACCUGGUCGACAGAUGCGACGACACCCCGAAGAAGUGCAGCGACAAGAACGGCGUGUGCAUCAGCCGCAGGCAGUCCUGCGCUGGCAACACGGAGGACUCCGACUGCAAAGGCAGCGACCAGACUUGCUGCAUGAAGCACCAGUGCAGCAACACCCCGAGGGAGUGUGAGAGAAACAACGGCAUCUGCAUCAACAGAAUGGACAACUGCGCUGGCAAGACGCAGAAUAAUCUCUGCGAAAACGAGCACUGCACUUGCUGCAAGAAGGACGAGUGCAGCAAAACGACAUCGAAGUGCUCCAGCAAGAGAGGCAAAUGCAUCAACAUCAUGGACUACUGUGACGGGAAGACGGACAGCGAUCUCUGCGACAGCAAGAACUGCACGUGCUGCUACUCUUCCAAAUAAGGCAUUACAAUUUGUCAACAUCUCAACCUCAUCCCUCUCUUCAGCCCCGACUAAGGCUCAAGCUUGAGGGAGACCGUAACGCUUACCUACUCGACAGAUAAUCACAUGUGCAGUCUAUAGGAAUGUUCUUACAAUACCCGUGAUUUGCGAGUCUCCACUUCAAUGUAUUUAUGUAUCUUUCUGUCAGCACAGUUUACUGAAUAAAGGAUGUGAAGCGAUA
Penaeus monodon (black tiger shrimp) is the source of this 894-nucleotide messenger RNA. Its product is annotated as chromatin-remodeling ATPase INO80-like. The record is from RefSeq and is a predicted model, not a curated record. NCBI's taxonomy places the organism in Eukaryota, Metazoa, Arthropoda, Malacostraca, Decapoda, Penaeidae.